AUGACGAAAGAGCUGCAUAGAAAUGAUUCAGAGUUGACAGAGUUUAUCCUGCUGGGAUUCAGAACAUCUCCAGAAGUACAGAUUCUCUUAUUCUUACUGUUUUUACUUAUCUACAUCGUUAUUGUGCUGGGAAAUAUCAGCAUGUUAAUUGUCAUUACAGUAGACUCCAGACUUCACACACCUAUGUAUUUCUUUCUCAAAAAUUUGUCUUAUUUAGAUCUCUGCUACUCCACAGUCAUUGCUCCCAAAACUCUGGCUACUUUCUUGUCCAAGGAAAAGAAAAUUUCCUAUAAUGGCUGUGCAACACAAUUCUUUUUCUUUGCUCUCUUUGUUGGAACUGAAGGUUUUCUUCUGGCUGUGAUGGCUUAUGAUCGCUUCUCAGCCAUUUGCUCACCUUUUCUCUAUACUGUACGUAUGUGUCAUCAGGCUUGUGUUCGUUUAGUGUUUGGCUCCUAUCUCUGUGGGUGCAUCAACUCCAUGAUACAAACAGGGUUCACAUUCAGUUUGCGCUUUUGUGGAGAAAACAGACUGGACCACUUUUUCUGUGAUGUCCCUGCCUUGAUCAAGAUCUCAUGUGUUGACACCUUUGUGAAUGAGAUUGUGCUGUUUAUUCUCUCUGCUCUCAUCAUCAUCACCACCACGACUGUCAUUCUGAUUUCCUAUGCUUACAUCCUCUCCACUGUCCUGAAGAUCCCCUCGACCCAUGGCAGAAGCAAGACCUUUUCUACUUGCAGCUCUCACAUUACUGUGGUGAGUUUAUUCUAUGGAACUGUGUUCUUCAUGUAUGCCCAACCUGGGGCCAUCUCCUCACCAGAGAAAAGCAAGAUUAUAGCUGUCUUCUACACUCUUAUCAUCCCUAUGCUAAAUCCUCUGAUUUAUAGUCUAAGAAACAGAGAGGUGAAAAAUGCUUUGAAAAAGAUAUUUUUGAGAAAAAUAUCUUUACACUGA
This is a messenger RNA of Tupaia belangeri chinensis (Chinese tree shrew), 948 nucleotides long. RefSeq names its product olfactory receptor 12-like. NCBI's taxonomy places the organism in Eukaryota, Metazoa, Chordata, Mammalia, Scandentia, Tupaiidae. Gene Ontology annotation, cellular component: membrane. The transcript has a single exon. Bases 1 to 948 code for a protein of 315 amino acids. Gene Ontology annotation, molecular function: olfactory receptor activity; G protein-coupled receptor activity. The record is from RefSeq and is a predicted model, not a curated record. Gene Ontology annotation, biological process: G protein-coupled receptor signaling pathway.